AUGAAAUUUUUUCUUUUUCUUCUUUGUUUUUCAUAUAUUCAUUGUGAUUGUCUCGAAUUUAUUAAUAAUCAAUCAAUAAACGAAUGUUUUAUUCAAGAAGUUACAAAUUAUGAUUUAGAUAUACUUCAUUAUUAUUCUGAAUGUUUACAAUGUACAAUUCAAACAUUAAUUGAAUAUGAAAAUAUAAAAUUUGAAGAAAAUAAUCAAUGUUUAACAAUUGAACUUCAAUGUAUUCAAUUAAUAUUUCAUAAUAAAGAAAUAUUUGAAGAUUUUUUUCAAUAUCAUCAACAAUUUAUAUAUGAUUUAUUUAAUAAAGAUAAUGGUACAGAUCAAAAUACUCUACAUAUUAUAAUAAAAGAAAAUACAAUUGAAGAAAUUAA
This is a messenger RNA of Rotaria sp. Silwood2, 380 nucleotides long. NCBI's taxonomy places the organism in Eukaryota, Metazoa, Rotifera, Eurotatoria, Philodinida, Philodinidae. The record is from the annotation of a GenBank genome assembly.